AUGCCUGAGCUUGGAUCGCGAAAGAUCCAAGAGCUACCUGAGAUUAAAGAGGAGGGUGUAUCGGCAUCAGCAUCGGCGUCACCGACCAUUCCUCCAAGUCCGAAACAGACACCGCAGCGGAGCAACAAAACUCCAACGUCUAGAAAAGCUCGACAAGACAAAUCCAAGUCUCCAGAGGAAGAAGUGGCCGCGAUCGUCUCUCGGUCGGUACAACCACUGCCACAAGCAGAAGCAAACUCGGACGCCGACGCCAAUACCACGUCAGAGCCUAGUACCCCCCCGAAUGUUCCUCCCAAUGUCCUGGCCGCCUACCGCACUCCUCUCCGCCAUCCACUUACCCACGGCGUCCCCGUGGCCCAGCUCCAGCUUCGGAGCUACAGCGUGCGCAAUCUGGAGUUUUAUGCAGAUUUUGCUGUCCGUGCUGCCUUUUACUUGGGUCUCCCGUGCACGGGGCCUGCUCCUCUCCCGCGGAGAAGGGAACGAUGGACAGUGUUGAAAAGCAACUUCGUGAACAAGAAGGCGCAGGAAAACUUUGAGCGGAUCACACUGAAACGCCUGGUCACGGUAUUUGACGGUCAGCCUGAGGUGGUGGAAGUCUGGUUGGCGUUCCUGCGCAAGUGGCAGUUCUAUGGCGUGGGCAUGAAAGCCAACGUUUGGCAAUGGGAGGGACUCGACGUCGCCGGGAAAAUGGAUCGCGACUUUAGCGCUCUCGAGAAAGAACUGGACGACAAAUUACGCCUGUUUGGCUUCAACAAGUCCUCCGCCGACAAGAACGAUUUGCUUCGCAUCAUGGCCAAACAAGGCCAUAGACAGGUGGGUGUGGGCAUGUCUGAGGUCAGAGAAGGGUCAAGGACGACGAACGAUCCAUAUUGA
Messenger RNA from Capronia epimyces CBS 606.96, 873 nucleotides. RefSeq lists its product as uncharacterized. The coding region runs from base 1 to 873 and encodes 290 amino acids. Gene Ontology annotation, biological process: translation. The record is from RefSeq and is a predicted model, not a curated record. The transcript is spliced from 2 exons. Gene Ontology annotation, molecular function: structural constituent of ribosome. NCBI's taxonomy places the organism in Eukaryota, Fungi, Ascomycota, Eurotiomycetes, Chaetothyriales, Herpotrichiellaceae. Gene Ontology annotation, cellular component: ribosome; small ribosomal subunit; mitochondrion.